Molecule: messenger RNA, 471 nt
Organism: Cavenderia fasciculata
Lineage: Eukaryota; Evosea; Eumycetozoa; Acytosteliales; Cavenderiaceae
Exons: 1
Coding region: 1-471 (156 amino acids)
Source: RefSeq, a predicted model, not a curated record
AUGGGAAUAUUAUUUAGUAAAUUUAAUCCAUCAACUGGUUAUUUAGAGAAAAUGAAUAAGUUAUCUGCAACCAAUCAAGAUGAAUCACGUGUAGGUGAUGUCUAUUUAGUAACCUAUGAAUUCCAACCAGAUUCAUAUUCCACUCCAUAUUCUCCCCACUACACCAUCGUAGUUGAUUUAUGUGGAGAGUCUACCGAGAAAUUACCCAAGGGAAUGGAAAUACACAUUAACCCUCUAAAAGACUUUUCUCUCCAACUCUGUAUCGAGAGACUAGAUAGACUGCCAAAAUCAAAAGACCUAUCAUUUCAAAAACUCGGUAGAAUCGAAAACCAAUACCAUCCUGGAAACCCUCGUGAAUGGUGUGUUGCAUUGGGUUCAGUUGUUGAGAAUUCUUGGUUCCCAGAGUUUACAACAUUAAAAGGAAAAUUUUGGAAUCGUACUUGUCACAGUGAUCAAUUCGCCAAGUUUUGA